AUGAUGUCGCACCUCUGGCAACAGGAGCAGGACCACUCCAUUGAUGGUAUCAUGGAGUCCUUCGCUCCGGAAAGCAGCUUUACCUUUGAUGGUUCCAUGUCCGUUGGGACCACAACACCAAGCUUCUCUGCUGCAUCAUCCGUCUACGACCCUACCGGUCCCUUUACACCUCGCUCUGGCCGUUCUACACCUCAUGACCAGAGCUCAUCGCAGUCCACCAUCGACUUUGACGGGUCCUUCUCCUCUCAUGGCUCUUUCAACUUCGACCAUGGCUCAACACCAGACAAGAGCUACUUCCCCAAGCCCGAGAAGGUGGAGAUGGGGAUGCCUAUGCAAUAUGCGCAGUCUACUAUUCCCCUGACGCCUUCGAGGCGACAGAGCUCAGGUUACGGUAUGGAGCACCUUGACUACAACACUAUGCUUCACGUCACACUCAACUCGCACUGCGUGCCGGGCAUGUCCUCUCCCCAUCACCACAACCACCACCAGCCUCAGACAGAGCAAUAUUCCCUGCCGCAGGACCUCAACUCAUCCCCCUUUGUGAUGCCAACGCCUAACCGCGCCCUCCCUAACUCCACGCCGAGCAACAUCCAGAGCAUCUGGAGCUGCAGCAGCGAGAGCCCUAUCAUGAUGUUUGGCAGCGAGACUACACCAUCAACCUCCCCCCUUCACCCUAUGGCUGUUAAGCGCGAGACCACCAACUCCCCUUCACCCCUCCGCUCUCCUAACAGCGGUUCUGCCGCGUACCGACACGGCGUACGACGCCACAUCUUUGCUGAGGCUCAGCGCAAGACUCUUGCUCUCCAGAAGAACCAGAAUGACAUGGAGGCACUGAGGCAACUGCGAUCCAUCCAGGUUAACCAGGACGGAUCCGUCCUUGACUGCGGCGCCGUGAAGGUGCGCCACGUUGCGCCGAGGCGGGAGAGAUGCACCUACCCAGAGUGCACAAAGACUUUCAAGCGCAAGGAACACCUCAAGAGACAUUUCAAGGCAACUCAUGAGAAGGAAGUCGAGUUGUACACUUGCCCCGCGACAAACUGCAACCAUGUUUUUAAGGAGCGCCGUGACAACUUCGUAUCUCACCUUCUCCUACACAAGCAGGGCAAGUCCAGCAGGACACCCUACAACGAGAAAGCCGCCAAGCUCUACGACGAGAUGUGCCUGCAGAGCAAGAGCCGCAAGCGUGUCAAAACCGGCAGCUCGAGCAGCAGCAGCUCCAGCAGCUCAUCCAGCGGCAAAAACUGA
Molecule: messenger RNA, 1245 nt
Organism: Colletotrichum truncatum
Lineage: Eukaryota; Fungi; Ascomycota; Sordariomycetes; Glomerellales; Glomerellaceae
Product: C2H2 finger domain-containing protein
Source: RefSeq, a predicted model, not a curated record